AAAUCUUUGUCAUUUUUCUUUUUCAGUGUCAAACCUGUCACAGCCGGGUACGUUUGCCGGUAACGACGCCAUCGUGGCCUUCGCUCGCAGCCAGCAAUUGAAAGUGGUUAUUCAUCAGCUGAACGCUCCAUUGUGGGAGAUAAAUGGUACAGAGAAGCCUUCAUGCCGUGAGCUACACAUGGCAUAUCGCUAUGGAGACCAUUAUGACAGCGUCCGAAAGACUGGAGACAACUCUGAGAGUCCGGCUCAUCUGCGUAUAGAGAGUCUGAAUAAUUGCAGACGCUUUGGAGACGGUCAGAAGGAAAAGUCGAGAGGCUCUCACUCUGAAGAUGAAGAGCUGAUCUUGAGCAUUCUCUGUGCCCAUAGUCAAUCAGACAAUCUGUGUCAAUCAAGGGCCACAUCACAGACAUGCCACAGUGAUUGGCUGGAGUCUGAACUAAACAACCUAUCAUCACAGAGAGAUUGUGCCUCAGGGACACACCCUUUAUGUCAAGGCAUGCAGGCAGAAUGUAGUGAAAACACAUCGCCAACAGAGGGCAGCAUCUCACAUAAACCCAAGCUCUCUAAUAAACAAAGGAAAGAGCAACAGCGC
Molecule: messenger RNA, 592 nt
Organism: Sinocyclocheilus rhinocerous
Lineage: Eukaryota; Metazoa; Chordata; Actinopteri; Cypriniformes; Cyprinidae
Product: OTU domain-containing protein 3-like
Exons: 5
Source: RefSeq, a predicted model, not a curated record